AUGCCCUCCGCCGCCGCUUCUCAACACAGUCGCGCGCCAGAACGCCGCGACUCUACCAUCAAACCCUCACCCUCUUCGCCCUCCUCGGCACCACGUUCCAAGAUGCCUCAGUACACUUCGCGAGAUGUCGGCGACCCUACGCAGAUCAAGAAGAACAAGCAGUCGAUGGCCGACCUCAAGCUACGCCGGCUAACCGAGCUCAACAACCGUCUGCGCGAGGAUCUUGAGCGAGAACGCAUUCCCGUCAGCACGGCGUCCAAGAGCAUUAUCGCCUACUGCAACGGCACCCGGGACUACAUGGUCCCCUCGGUCUGGGGCGCUGUCCCCAAGGGCGAGGACCCCUACGCGCCACAACAAUCCGGUGGCUGCUGUGUGGUCAUGUAA
Messenger RNA from Fusarium keratoplasticum, 384 nucleotides. Its product is annotated as Guanine nucleotide-binding protein subunit gamma. The record is from RefSeq and is a predicted model, not a curated record. Gene Ontology annotation, cellular component: heterotrimeric G-protein complex. Gene Ontology annotation, molecular function: G-protein beta-subunit binding. Gene Ontology annotation, biological process: G protein-coupled receptor signaling pathway. The transcript has 3 exons. Lineage: Eukaryota; Fungi; Ascomycota; Sordariomycetes; Hypocreales; Nectriaceae. Bases 1 to 384 code for a protein of 127 amino acids.